AUGUCGUUAUUUAUCUUACCCUUAUCUCGUAACAUCUGGUUCAUUGCAGUUCUGUCUUCUGCUGACGGUUUCUUCGUGGACACUGCUCAACCAAUUAUCUUCCAGAAUCCAGACGGCAGCUUUGGAUACCAAGUUGUGCAGCUGGGUCAGAGGGUGAUUGUGAGUGCUCCCCUUCAACGAGAUGGCGUGAAUAAAACCGGAGCUUUGUAUAGCUGUGAUCCUUCAACAUCAAGCUGUCAACGAGUUCCUAUUAAUGGCUCUCCUGAGGAUAUUAAGAUAUCACUUGGACUUACUAUGGUGACUCAGGAGAGAAACCCGUCCCAGUUACUGGCAUGUGGCCCAACCCUGCAGAGAACCUGUGGGCAGAGCAUCUAUGUAAUGGGCCGGUGUUAUCAGCUGGACAGUAGCCUGAGGCACCAGCAAACUCUCCCCCCCUCCCUGCCAGAGUGCCCUGUGCGCAGCCUGGACAUUGCCUUCCUCAUAGAUGGAUCGGGGAGCAUUGACCCAGAUCAGUUCCAAGAGAUGUUAACGUUUGUGUCAAAAGUAAUUGAGGAUUUUGAGGGGACCGACACGCUGUUUGCCAUCAUGCAGUAUUCCAAUUUGUUUACCGAACAUUUUAAUUUCAAGAAGUUCUCAGCUGCAAGGGACAAGAGACGCCUGAUAUGGAGCAUCACUCAGCUACGUGGCACCACCUGGACUGCUACCGGCAUUCAGAAAGUUCUGAGAGAGCUCUUCAUCCCUAGCAGUGGCUCUCGUCAUGGAUCCCAGAAGUUUCUUAUUGUGAUAACUGAUGGAGAAAAAUAUGGAGAUACACUCGAUUACUCAGGGCCCAUUGCUGAGGCAGAAGGCAUGGGAGUUGUGCGCUUCGCUAUUGGGGUUGGAGGGGCCUUCAGAAACAGUAAAGCACUUAAUGAGCUGAAUACUAUUGCAUCUAAACCAUCUGAUAAAUAUGUCUACAAAGUCAGUGACUUCUCUGCUCUUAGCAAGUUCCGGAAGGAUCUGCAGGACAAGAUAUUUGCUAUUGAAGGUGUGCAGGUAAAUACUGGAAGUGGCUUUCAAAUGGAGAUGUCUCAAGACGGGUUCAGCUCAGUUCUAUCAGCAGAUCAUAUUGUGCUUGGGGCAGUUGGGGCCUACGACUGGUCAGGGGGAGCUUCUGUGUACGCAAAAGGGCAGAUGAAGGGCGUCUGGAUAAAUGAAACACAAGAUCAAAAAGACAUGAAGGCAGCUUAUAUGGGGUAUGCAGUGCAUCAGUUGUCAGCAAAACUGAUCGCCAUUGGUGCACCAAGAUACCAACACACUGGGAGUGUCCUCAUCUACCAGAAAGACCUGUACUCGUCCAACUGGAACCAGAGGGCUGUUAUUAGGGGAGAGAAGAUUGGUUCAUACUUUGGAUCGGUGCUGAAUGGAGGCUCUGUCAACUCUGGUUCUUCCCAGGUUCUCCUUCUGGUGGGGGCACCAACCUAUUAUACUCCUGACACCCCAGAAGGUCGUGUGUUCCUAUGUCCCAUUCAUACCAGGACUUCAGUAACCGUCUCCUGUCCCAUCGCUCUGCAAGGGGACCCUACUCAGUACUUUGGCCAUUUUGGUUCUGCCAUGUGUCUUCUGCCAGAUUUGACCGGAGACAACCUGAUUGACCUGGCCGUGGGUGCACCGUGUGAAAACCAAAACCAAGGAGCAAUAUACAUAUUUCCGGGACAGAAGGGGGGCUUUAGAACAGCUUACAUUCAGCGCAUUGCAAGCAGUCAGGUUGCUAAAGGCCUCAUGUUCUUUGGAAGGUCAAUGAGUGGGAAUCUGGAUAUGACUAGAGAUUCACUGCCGGAUCUGUCCGUAGGGGGUGCGGGGAAAGUCCUCAUACUCAGGUCUAGGACAGUUGUUGGAGUCUCAGUGUCCAUGACUUUUAACCCCGCUGAGAUUCCAAUAUCCUCCUAUGAGUGCCCAGAUGCUGAUACGACAAAGGCAGCAACAACUAUCGUAGUGUGUGUGACCUGCACAAGGAAGAGCCCAGCCGGAGAAGUCUCUGCCCAGAUGACAUACACUCUCCUGUUGGAUGCGGGUCGCGUUCAGAAGCGGGCUGUGUUUCCUGGAAAAGAACAUUCGCUGCAGCAAACGUUUCCACUAAGACAGGGCCGUAACUGUAUCCCAUACCCUAUAACACUGCCUGAGUGUGUGGAGGACUCCCUCUCCCCUCUCAGUGUUGCUCUUAGUUUCACCUUAACUGGACAAUCUGUGCUCAGUCAGGAUUCACCUACCAGCCUCUCGGAACAGGUCUCAUUUCAGAAGAACUGUGGGAGUGAUGGGCGGUGCCAGGAUGAUCUAAGGAUCAACGCCACUUUUGGAGAUCUCAGACACCUUGUGGUGGGGGUGUCUCUUGAGGUAAAUGUCAUCCUCUCAGUUCAAAACCAUGGGGAAGAUUCUUACAACUCUCGAGUUAUUAUAACAUUCCCAUCAGGACUGUCCUAUAGGAUGGUGUCUCUUAUCCAGAGCAACAGGCGCCUGAUGACAAUUAAAUGUUCUACUCCUGAGGGUGAGAGAUAUGUUAUCUGCGGUAUUAACAACCCCCUGUUGAGACCCAAUGCUACGGCCACCUUCUUGGUCAGUUUCCAUGUCUCUUCAUUGGCUGAUCUGGGAAAACGUUUGACCAUUACGACCAAUGUUACCAGUGACAAUGGAGGAGCACCCAAUAAUCUAAUGAAAUCAACUGCAGAAUUAAAAGUGUUGUAUGGAAUCUAUGUGACUAUCACCAGCCUUGAAGAAUCCACCAAGUACACAAACUUCUCCUUGUCAGGAAGAAGUCCCAUAGUACGUGAAGUGAAGCACAUGUACAAGGUUGGGAAUCAAGGGCAGAGGUCGUUGCCAAUAUCCAUUAUUUUCAUGGUUCCUGUGAAGCUGAAGGAGACUGUUGUGUGGGAGAAACCAGUUAUCACAAUCUCAGAGGAAGGUCUUAGCAACAGUACCACUAGCUGUACCAAUACUGGGGAAAUAACCAAUACACAAGAGUUCCAGCAGCAGAACGAAGUCCGUCCAGUCCUGAACUGCACCGUGAUGACGUGUCUCAGGUUUGUGUGUAGCAUCAACAGUUUGGACAUCCAUAAAUCAAUCAAUUUUACGAUCACUGGGCAAGUGACCAAAGACUGGGCCACCCAGACUGCCCACCAGAAAGUUCUGCUCCAAAGUUCUGCGGAAAUUAUGUAUGACUCGGAGAGAUACCAGCACAUCCUAGAGCAGAACCAACCAUUCACCAGAGCUCAGGCCCAGACGGUGCUGGAGGUAUUCACUGAGUACAACUACCUGCCUGUGAUUAUUGGGAGCAGUGUGGGGGGCUUGGUGCUUCUGGCUCUGAUCACCGCUGGGUUGUACAAGGUGGGGUUCUUCAAGCGUCAGUAUAAAGAGCUGAUGGAAUUACCAGAAGGAGAAACUGUAGGAGGUGAAGAGCCUACAAUGGAGGCCCAAUCUGAGCAGAAGCAAACGCAGUAGGGCAAUAAUCUCACACCAGAUUGGGCAAGGACUGUGUAUAUUUGGAAAUGGUGGGGUCAUCUCAGUCAUCUCUUCAAUACUGUUUGAAGAUAAUAAUAGGCUUUUGUUCAUUGUACAACUUGGAAUACAUGUUAUUUAUCCAUGUAUUUUUAUAUACAACAUAUUACAUGCUGGAAGGUUAGCUUGGUCCUGAACAUCUGAAUGGUCGUCAUGUUAGGGAUGCACUGAAUUCUGGAUAUGAUUGGGGAUUCACCCAAGCAGGGCUGGAACUAGGGGUAGGCAAAAGAGGCACAUGCUUAGGGCACAACACUUUGGGGGUACAGGGAACGAACAUCUUCUGCCAAAGUUACCCCUAGUUUUGGCCCUUCUUUACCUCCAGAAGCUUCGUAGAAAACUUUGCGCCCUAUCAGAGAAAGGCAGAGGCAGAACAAAAUGGCUUGCUUGAUCUCUCCCAAACUCUCGCAAGAGUUCAGGAAAGCUGUCAUGUCCGCCUCUACCUGUCUCCCGUGGGGCGCAGUGAAUCAAUUGCCUUCCCUAGGGCACAAUAGUGAUUAGGCCUACCCCUGCACCCAAGCCUAGCAGUAUUCGGAUUCAUCCAAAUCCUGUGUUCAUCCAAACUGAAACCUUCAAAUUCAUGUGACUUUAAGCUCUGGGUGGCCAGUUAGUGUGAGAUAUGGGGUAAGUUCUUUUUUGCUGCCCUUGGAACCCCUGGAACUAUAACAGGGAGUUACCCCAAUGUUUCUAUAUAUCUGUAACCUUGUUAUGG
Molecule: messenger RNA, 4240 nt
Organism: Xenopus tropicalis (tropical clawed frog)
Lineage: Eukaryota; Metazoa; Chordata; Amphibia; Anura; Pipidae
Product: integrin alpha-D
Exons: 29
Coding region: 1-3474 (1157 amino acids)
Biological process (GO): cell adhesion
Cellular component (GO): integrin complex; membrane
Source: RefSeq, a predicted model, not a curated record